This is a messenger RNA of Pelobates fuscus (common spadefoot toad), 1652 nucleotides long. RefSeq names its product epoxide hydrolase 1-like. Gene Ontology annotation, molecular function: epoxide hydrolase activity. The transcript is spliced from 9 exons. Bases 49 to 1488 code for a protein of 479 amino acids. Gene Ontology annotation, biological process: arachidonate metabolic process; epoxide metabolic process. The record is from RefSeq and is a predicted model, not a curated record. Lineage: Eukaryota; Metazoa; Chordata; Amphibia; Anura; Pelobatidae.
CUUUUCCCAGAGUGCACUGGGAGUCAAUGCACAGAACAGACGGCUACAAUGUGGAGACAAGUCCUGGAGGACGGCAGGUCAGCCUUCAAUGACCACUGGCCACACAGUGUCCUUGUUCCUGUAGCUGUUGGGUUAGGAGGUAUAAUGGUUGGAAGGAUGAUUUGUGGACGCAAACCUAAAACCAUUGAAAUGGGUGAUGGAUGGUGGGGAUCUGGUCACAAAUCUUAUGCACAAAGUGAGGACACCAGCAUGCGCCCAUUCACUAUAGAGGAAUCUGAAGACGUUAUUAAGGACCUCUACGAACGUCUAGAUCAAACCCGCUUCUUUGCACCCCUGGAAAAUUCUCAAUUUCAUUAUGGCUUAAAUUCUACUCACCUUCAGAAAAUUGUCACCUACUGGAGGAAUGACUUUGACUGGUCAAAGCAGGUGAAGAACCUCAAUAGAUACCCCCAUUACAAGACUACUGUUGAAGGGCUAGAAGUGCACUUUAUGCAUGUCAAGCCUCCUAAUCUUGCCCCAGGACAGAAGGCUCUGCCGCUCCUUAUGGUCCAUGGUUGGCCUGGGUCGAUUUAUGAGUUUUACCGCAUCCUCCCACUGCUGACCGAGCCAGCAAAGCAUGGUCUGAACCCAGACCCUGUGUUUGAGGUCAUCUGUCCAUCAAUCCCUGGAUAUGGCUUCUCCGAGGCACCGCACAAGGAAGGGUUCAAUUCUGUGGCUGCUGCCCGUAUCUUCUACAAGCUGAUGCUCCGAUUGGGAUUUAAGGAGUUCUAUCUGCAAGGGGGUGACUGGGGCAGCCUAAUUACAACUAAUAUUGCUCAGAUGAAACCAGAGUCUAUAAAGGGUCUACAUAUAAAUUGCGUCUUUAUGCCAGCAGGAGGCCUAAAACAAAUUCUAACUUUGCUUCUUGGGAGAUACCUACCUUGGUUCGUGGGUAUGACCACGGAAGACAUCAAGCGUAUAUAUCCUUACUUCGAAAAGAAUGUGUACGCACCAUUACGUGAGUCUGGAGGCUUGCAUAUCCAAGCUACCAAGCCAGACACUGUGGGCUCUGCUCUGAAUGAUUCUCCUGCUGGACUUGCUGCCUACAUUCUGGAGAAAUUCUCCACCUGGACAAACCCGGACUUUCUUCAGCUGGAGGAUGGAGGCCUAGAGAGGCAAUAUUCCAUGGACGAUCUUCUCACCAACGUAAUGAUCUACUGGACAACUGGCUCUAUUGCGUCCUCUAUGAGAUUCUACAAGGAGAAUUUUACCAGAGACAUACUGACUUCCCCAGUAUACAAGACUGGAGUUCAUGUUCCCACCGGUAUCGCAAAUUUCCCGUGUGAACUAAUGCAUGUUCCCCGUGUUUUGGCAAAGGAGAGGUACCGGAACAUUGUCACCUACACAUACCUGCCCCGCGGAGGGCAUUUUGCAGCCAUGGAGGAACCCUUGCUGCUGGCUAAGGAUGUGCAGGACUUUGUGUCCGCCGUGGAAAAAUGUAAGAAAUGAAGCAAACUGAUAAGCGGUCAAAGAAGCUUUGGAAUUGAAUUAUGCUGUUGACCUUGUGGGAAAAUUAGAUCUUGUUUUAUAUAAAUGUUAGAUGCUGAGGCAAUAAUAUACGUAUCUGUAAAAUGUACGUUUUAUAGUGAUAAUAAAAACAUCAUAUUUUCACA